AUGGUGGUGGGAGGGUCGGAGGGUGAGAGAAACCCGCGAAGGCUUGAGGUCUCUGGAUCUCAAAUGAAGUCUAGGGGUCAAGGCGUUGUCCGCAUUUUACUUGUUGGAGAACCGUUCGUUGGCAAAACGACACUCAUACUGUCGCUUGUGAGUGAAGAAUUUUCUCCGAAGGUUCCUGCCCGUUCAGAGGAGAUCACGAUUCCUGCUUCUGUCACUCCUGAACGCGUCCCAACAGAGAUCGUCGAUUUUUCAUCUCGCGUGCAGACUCGUGAUCAACUAGUGACUGAAAUUAGACAAGCUUCUGUCAUUUGUCUCGUCUACGCUCUUAACGAUGAUAAUUUUGUGCAGCAUCUAACUGUUCAGUGGUUGCCGUUGAUUCGUUCCUGCUUUACUGAAAGUGAGACAAAGGUUCCUGUGGUUCUAGUCGGCAAUAAAUCAGAUCUUGUGGAGAAUAGUAAAAUGGAGCAAGUUCUUCCACUAAUGGAACGCUUUCCUGAAAUCGAAACUUGCAUUGAGUGCUCGGCGAAAUCACUCCGCAACCUCAGCGAGGCUUUUUGGUUCGCCCAAAAAGCUGUUCUUUAUCCUACUGCUCCUCUCUAUCAUGCUGAAAGCAAGGAGCUAACUCCGGAAUGUGUGUGCGCCCUGACCCGGAUAUUUCGCAUCUGCGACGUGGACAACGAUGGCUACCUUUCGGACAAGGAACUGGAAGCCUUUCAGGAGCGCUGCUUUGCCAUCCCUCUCACUGCUCAGUCCCUCCUCGAUGUUAAGCAACUCAUCCGUAACUCUACCCCCGGUGGUGUCACUGUCAGUGGUGUCACGCUCAGGGGUUUCCUCUUCCUGCACAUGAUCUUCAUUCGCAAAGGGCGCCAUGAGACGACGUGGGCGGUGCUGCGUCAGUUUGGUUAUGAUAAUCAUCUGCGCCUCUCACACGACUUCCUCUAUCCCAAACUAGUAGUUCCAUCAGACUGUUCUACCGAACUAUCUCCAGCUGGCAUCCACUUUCUCCACACUAUUUUUACCAAAUAUGAUCUCGACGGUGACGAGUGUCUAAGCCCAACGGAAGUGGCCGAGCUGCUGGCCACGUGUCCCCAGGAGGAGGGCGUCCGACUGUCCGGCAGCGGUAGUGCUGGCGUCGGCUUGGAGGACUUCGGCCUCUGCGUAGAGACCAACUCUAAGGGCUGGAUUACGCGCCGUGGCUUCAUGGCCCACUGGGCACUGACGACUCUGCUAGAACCCAGCCAAGCUCUGGAAUACUUGGCCUACUUAGGUUUCACCUACCAGACAGGGGCGUGUCUCCCACCCGAUGGGGAUUACCUGCCUCUAGGGUCAACGACUCCGAGCCCCGGCUUUGACUCCUCUGUCACCAAUGAAGACGUGCCCCAGCCUAAUCUCUGCAGUUGUCUGGGUAGCUCAGCGGAUAGCCUCUUGCGCGGGGUGAUGAUAACCUCGGAAAGACGCAUGGACUAUAUUCGGGGCCAUACCAAUCGCACAGUCUUUUACUGUCGAGUUUAUGGAGGCAGAAAAGUCGGAAAGACAUGCCUGCUGCAAGGUCUGCUGGGUCGUGGACUGCGAGGCCGUGGAGGAAAUGCAGUGGGUGGAGUAAGCGGGCGGACAGCCCCAUGGACGGCGGCGACGGGACUGCCAGUGUGUGGAAAGUUGCGGACACUGCUACUGCACGAGGUGAGUGCAGGCCACGCAGAGCAGAUGACAGCGGGCGAAGCUCUCUCCGCAGAUGUGGCCUGCCUCCUCUAUGAUGUCACCGACGCAGACUCCUUCCGCUAUGUGGCCAAUAUCUUUUUGAACUUUUACCGUGGUACUCGCGUCCCCUGUCUCUUCGUUGCUGGCAAGGCGGACCAGAUAGGUGUGCUGCAGAAUUACUGUCUUGACCCACAGGAGUUCUGCACCAAGUAUAAUUUGGCCAACCCCCUUCCCUUCUCCUCCUUUGACGUCCGCCCCCGUUUCGUGGAGACCUCAAAUGGUGGUUCUGCUACUACUGCCGCCUUUGGUGAUGGCCCACGUUAUCGGCGCAGCUCUGCGGACACCGUAAAGGCGCGCCCUCUUGUUGCUGCCUCGGGCUCCGCUUUCUGGCUCCCCGACGAUUGCCAAUCUCCCGAGGCCGGUCCACAGAGGAGUAAACGAAACAGUCUUUCACCCCCGGCUACGUCAACGCCAGCCCAACUGUCGCCACAGCCGGCCCAGCAACGUCCCCUCUCGGGCCUACGUGGUCGCUCCUCCACCCCCACGCUCUUGAGCCCAUACACCGGCACUGCCGCCCCUGCACGCGAGGUCAAACAGCCCGAGGAGGAGUUUCACCCCGUAUACGUGAAACUCACCACCAUGGCCAAUUACCCACAUGCCAGACAUCUGGAGCUGGCCCAACCGGACUACGCUUGGAAAUUGACCCUGGCGGCGACCAUCCUGGCUGGCUUUGGAUUCGUGGCCUUUAGGAUGGCCAAGCCACACCUGUAG
Messenger RNA from Echinococcus granulosus, 2469 nucleotides. RefSeq names its product Mitochondrial Rho GTPase. The transcript has 14 exons. Gene Ontology annotation, molecular function: GTPase activity; GTP binding; calcium ion binding. Gene Ontology annotation, cellular component: mitochondrial outer membrane. Gene Ontology annotation, biological process: small GTPase-mediated signal transduction; regulation of mitochondrion organization; mitochondrion organization. The record is from RefSeq and is a predicted model, not a curated record. The coding region runs from base 1 to 2469 and encodes 822 amino acids. Lineage: Eukaryota; Metazoa; Platyhelminthes; Cestoda; Cyclophyllidea; Taeniidae.